AUGAUAUUUCAUCGUUUAACGCUUCUUUCAUCUUUUAUUAAUCGCUCAUCAAAUUUUCUAAUUCAUUCUCAGCAAAAUCGAUUGUUUAAAUUAAAUCCUAAUCGCCAAUUUUCAUUGACAUCAAUUCGUCCGCAACGUGGUGAUCGUCCUCAACUAUUAACUAAUAAUGCUGUAAAAAGACCUAAAGUAAAAUUAACAUUAAAUGAUCUUGGUAAACUUUUUCGUUUAGCACAACAUGAAAAAGGUCGUAUUAGUUGUGCUAUUGUGCUCUUACUUAUAUCCAGUAGUGUUACUAUGUCUGUACCAUAUAUUCUUGGAAAAAUCAUUGAUAUGUUACAAACAUAUAAACAUGAUGAACUUCGUCGGCGUUUAAAACAAACGACAUUUUUUCUCAUUGGAGUGUUUGGCAUAGGGGCAAUAGCUAAUUUCGGCCGUGUUUAUUUGAUUUUAACAACAUCACAACGCAUUAUAAAACGUGUACGUGAACAAUUAUUUAAUGGUAUACUUCGCAAAAAAAUCGCUUUUUUUGAUAAACAAAAAACAGGUGAAUUAGUUAAUCGUUUAUCAUCGGAUACAGAAGUUAUGUCAAAUGCUGUAACACAAAAUAUAUCCGAUGGUCUUCGAGCAUUAACACAAUCAAUUGCUGGUGUUGGUUUAAUGCUUUAUAUAAGUCCACAAUUAGCAUUAGUUGGUUUAACGACUGUACCACCAGUAGCUGUUGGUGCAAUUCUUUUUGGAAGAUUUAUUAAACGAUUAUCAACUAAAGUACAAGAUGCACUUGCAAGAGCAACCGAUGUCGCAGAAGAACGUUUUUCAAACAUAAGAACGGUUAAAUCAUUUUCAAAAGAAGAACAAGAAAUACAAUUAUAUAAUCAACGAAUUAGCAAUGUAUUAAAAUUAAAAUAUAAAGAAUCAUUAGCUUAUGGACUUUUUUAUGGUAUGACUGGCUUAUCGGGAAAUAUUAUUGUAUUAAGUGUUUUUUAUUUUGGUGGUGUUUCAAUGAGCGAAGAAGCAUUAACUAUUGGAGAUUUAUCAAGUUUUUUAUUAUAUGCAUUUUACGUUGGUGUAUCUAUAUCUGGUAUAUUCUCUUUUCAUCUUGAAUUAAUGAAAGGUGUUGGAGCAAGUCAAGCGGUAUGGUCAAUCUUGAAUGAAGAACAUAAUGAGAAAAUGAUGCUUUCAAGUCAAACUCAACAUACAAUACAUGGAGAACCAUUAACACCAGCAUUAAUGCUUCGUGAUAUAACAUUUGAUUCAAUAUCAUUUCGUUAUCCAACUCGUCGGGAUGCACUUGUUCUUGACAAUUUAACACUUCGUGUACCUGGUGGACGAGUACUAGCUAUAUGUGGUAGUUCAGGUUCAGGAAAAUCAACAUUAGCUCAAUUAUUACUUCGUUUUUAUGAACCACAAUCAGGACAAAUCUCUAUUGGAAAAAUUCCUAUUAAUGAUAUGCCACUUCAUUGGUUACGCUCAAAUAUUGGUACUGUACCACAAGAACCUGUUCUAUUUUCAUCAUCAAUUUAUGAGAAUAUUGCCUAUGGAUAUCCAACUGUAGUAGAACAUGUUCCAGAAACUGUUCUUAAAAAUAAAGUUAUGCAAGCUGCUGAUACAGCAAAUGCAAGUGGAUUUAUUGAACAAUUACCUGAGAAAUAUGAUACGAAAGUUGGCGAACGAGGAACAAUGCUUUCUGGUGGACAAAAACAACGUGUUGCAUUAAGUCGAGCCAUUUUACGUGAUCCAAGUAUUCUUGUUCUCGAUGAAGCAACAUCGGCACUUGACGCUCAAUCGGAAUAUUUAGUUCAAGAAGCUCUUGAAAAAAUCAUGGUCAAUAGAACUGUUAUUAUAAUAGCACAUCGUUUAUCAACAAUAAUCAAAGCGGAUCAAAUAGCUGUACUUGAUAAAGGACGUAUCAGUGAACAAGGCACAUAUACGGAAUUGAUGAAUAUUGAAAAUGGAUUAUUUCGAAAUUUGGUUGCUACACAAACCAUGGUUGAUGUAGACAUUGGUGGUGAUAAACAAACAGUUGAAGCAUCACUUAAUGUUAUACAUAAUCGUUUAAAAUGUUAUACCAACGAUCAAAUAACUAUACUUGAUGAUAUGAUUAUUAUUGGUACAGCUUGGACAACAGCAGUAAAAGAAUUAAUUGAACAUUAUUCUCAACGUGAAGCAUCAUAUCCUGUACUUAGACAAGUUAUAUUAGAAAAUUUAAAAAGAAUAAAAAAUGAAAAAGUUGAUGAACAUCAUAAAGUUUUACUCUAUGAUGAAGAAAUCAUAAGAGAAAUGGUUGAUAUUGAACGUCGUGCAAUAAAAACAAAACGUGCAUAUGAUGAUGCAUGUGAACGUUUACGACAACAUCAUAAUUCAGCUAAAGAAAAAGAAAGUGGUAUUAAACGAUUUCAAAAUAAAAUUUUACCAAAAAAUGAAUUAGAUAGACUUGAAACUUCUGUUGUUGAUACACGAAAUAUGUAUAUUUUACAUGUCCAACAAAUAAAUUAUGCAUUAAAAUUUUAUAUAGAACAAUUUAUUGUUGAUUUAGAUAAAUUACUUAUGUGUGACCUUUUUCCACAAAUUGAACAAGUACUUGAUGAUCUAGUUUAUAGUGAAUAUAAACGUCUUCGUGACACACUUCAACGUGCAAUACAUGCAGCUGUUGAAGAUGGUGAUGAACAAAAACGACGUUUAUUACCUAAAACAUUCCAGAAUUAUCCAUUAACUGUUUUACCUCAUCAAAGUGAUCAGAUUAAUACUGAGGAUAAAUAUCAAGGACAAUUGGCAUCAUGUUACACAUCAGCAGUAAAUGAUUUACGUGAUGCUGAUCAACAAAUUCAAUUAGCAUUAGAAAGUUCAGUACUUAGUUCACAACAGAAUAAAGAUUCAAGAAUAGAUGCAUCGAAAAUUCGACUUAAACGAAUGGAGAUGCGAAAGUCAAUGGCUUCAUUUAUAAUUGAUACAUUAGAUACAUUAGUACCAAAUAUUAAAACAGUAUCAGCGUCAACUCGUAGUACAUCGAGAUUAAUAGGUGGUCUAAGACCAUUCAUUUCUAGUCCUAAAACGGAAAGUGCAGCAGUCGAUACUAUGGUAUCAACUACUCCGAAUGAGAUCGACACCUCACCAACAAAUGUAGUUUCAACGUCAACAUUUCCAUGCCAAGCAAUUGUCUUAUACGAUUUUGAAGGAGCAAAUGAAGAUGAAAUGUCUGUACGAAAGGAUGAAAAAAUAUUCAUUGAAUCGAAACCCGAAUAUGAAGGUUGGCUCGUUGCUAAAGGACGUGAUAGAUCCGGUCUUGUACCUGAAGCUUAUGUCCAACUUAUAUCAUCGACUGUAAUUCCAUUGGAACAAGGAUCAUCAAAAAUGCCUGCCAUGGGAACUGUAGUAGAGAAACCACUUCGAAAGAAGAAAACAGAAACGAAUAAUACGAACGCGAUAAGCUCAUCACCAUCGAAAGUAGACGAUGACGCCGAAUAUUUUUCUGACGAUUAA
Messenger RNA from Rotaria sp. Silwood2, 3477 nucleotides. Lineage: Eukaryota; Metazoa; Rotifera; Eurotatoria; Philodinida; Philodinidae. The record is from the annotation of a GenBank genome assembly.